AUGUCGGGACCGCCGCUGCCCAUGGUGAUUGAUGCCCUGGAAGCCAGUGACAAGCCGGUGGUUGCGGCCAUUGACGGUGUAGCGCUUGGAGGUGGCUGCGAAGUCGCUUUGGGCUGCCACUGGCGGCUGGCAAGCGCGCGCUCCCAGGUCGGUUUGCCCGAGGUGAACCUCGGCCUGCUUCCCGGAGCUGGGGGUACGCAGCGUCUUCCCCGGCUCAUCGGUGCGGAUCCCAGCGUGGAUUUCAUGUGCCGUGGAGCCCCGGUGAAGGCAGCGCAGGCUGCGAAGGUGGGUAUCUUUGAUGAGGUGGUCGAGGCGGGCGACAACGCAAUGGUUGUCCAGGCAGCGGUGAACUUCGCAGCCCGACAGCUCAACGUGGACCUUGCGACCAGAAGACUCUGCAAUGGCAGGGCAAGGACCACGAAUGCAGACGCACUUGCAGCCAAGAGGAAGGAGUACCAGAAGCUUCGAGCCGGCGAAGCAGCGCCGCAAGCCAUCAUCACCUGCAUCGAGGCAGCCACGAAGCAGGAUUUCCGAGAUGGCAUGAAUGUGGAGGGCAUGGAGUUUGGUAAGCUCUUCAGGGGCUCUCAGUCCAAGGCUAUGCAGUACAUGUUCUUCGCCGAGCGACAGUGCUUCAAGAUACCAGGCUUGGAGUCCAAGCCCAAGCCCCUCAACAGCGCCGGCAUCAUCGGUGCCGGACUCAUGGGUGGAGGUAUCGCCAUGUGCUGCGCAGAGGCUGGAAUGAAGGUAGUACUUUUGGAUGUCGACCAGAAGAACCUGGAGCGGGGCAUGAGCGUGAUCAAGCGGAACUAUGCCAGAAGCGUUGAAAGGAAGUCGAAAUCUCAGGAGCAGGUCGACAAGCUGCUGGCCAACAUCACAGCCGCUACCUCCUACGAUGCCCUCUCGCAAUGCGACAUCGUGGUAGAGGCAGUGUUCGAGAACAUGGACCUGAAGAAGAAGAUUUUCGCUACGCUCGACCAGGUUUGCAAGCCAGGCUCCGUCUUGGCCUCCAACACCAGCUACCUCAACAUUGAUGAGAUUGCAGGUGCCACGAAGCGACCGCAGGAUGUCAUCGGCUGCCACUUCUUCUCCCCCGCCAAUGUGAUGCGCCUACUGGAGAACGUCAGGGGGCCGCGUACUUCCCCGGACACCAUCGCCACUGCCAUGGCCUUCGGCUCCAAGCUGAAGAAGGUCACGUGCCUGGUCGGGAACUGCAGUGGCUUCAUUGCCAAUCGAGUCAUGGGCGUCUCUGGAUUUGGUUUUCUACUUCACAAAG
Messenger RNA from Symbiodinium sp. CCMP2456, 1273 nucleotides. Lineage: Eukaryota; Dinophyceae; Suessiales; Symbiodiniaceae. The record is from the annotation of a GenBank genome assembly.